CUCUCUCUCUCUCUCGCUCUCGCUCUCUCGCUCUGCGCAAAACCCUCUUUAUUCUCGUUAAGAAUUAAUGGAAGAAUCGCAAACUGGGAAAGGUUUUACGAGUAGUCGAUGAGCCUUCUACCUGAUUUUCAGGGCUGGUUCUGUCUGUAAAUUAGGUAAAGGAAAAAUGUGUGAAGUGGAUCAGUUGUUGUCAAAGAAGGUCGCCGAUCGCUACCUGAAGCGCGAAGUGCUCGGCGAAGGUACCUAUGGGGUCGUCUACAAGGCCAUCGACACCAAGACCGGACAGACAGUUGCAAUUAAGAAAAUCCGGCUUGGGAAGCAGAAGGAAGGGGUUAAUUUCACAGCUCUUAGAGAAAUUAAAUUGCUGAAGGAGUUAAAAGAUCCAAAUAUAAUUGAGCUGAUUGAUGCAUUCCCUCAUAAGGGGAAUUUGCAUCUUGUCUUUGAGUUCAUGGAGACAGAUCUAGAAGCUGUUAUUCGUGAUAGAAAUAUUUUACUCUCCCCGGCUGAUACAAAGUCAUACCUUCAAAUGACCUUGAAGGGACUUGCUUUUUGUCACAAGAAAUGGGUCUUGCAUAGGGAUAUGAAACCAAACAAUUUAUUGAUAGGAUCUCGUGGGCAGCUUAAACUUGCGGAUUUUGGUUUAGCUCGUAUAUUUGGGAGCCCAGAUCGUAGGUUCACUCACCAGGUAUUUGCUCGAUGGUAUAGGUCACCUGAGCUGCUGUUUGGUGCCAAGGCUUAUGGUCCUGCUGUAGAUAUUUGGGCUGCAGCAUGUAUAUUUGCUGAACUGCUCCUGCGCCGACCUUUUCUCCAGGGUAAUAGUGAUAUUGAUCAACUGGGGAAAAUCUUCGCUGCUUUUGGGACUCCAAAGCCCUCUCAGUGGCCUGAUAUGCAAUACCUUCCUGACUAUGUGGAAUACCAAUAUGUUCCUGGACAGCCUCUUCGUCAAUUGUUUCCUAUGGCUGGUGAUGAUGCAUUAGAUCUCUUGUCAAAGAUGUUUGCAUAUGAUCCGAAAGGUAGAAUUUCUGCACAGCAGGCAUUGGAGCAUAGGUACUUCUCAUCUGGACCACCUCCUACAGAACCAGCAUUGCUCCCAAGACCUGCCCCAAAGAAGGAAUCCCUGAAUUCAAAGGUUUCAGAUUUCAAUCCACUUGAAGGUCCAACUGUGUUGUCCCCUCCAAGAAAAUCAAGAAGAGUGAUGCCACAUCGAGAGGGUUUUGAAGGCAGUGCAUACCAAGUUGAUAAUCCUGGCCUCAAUACAGAUGAAAACAGACCAGCAGCCAGUGAGAGAAAUGAGCAUGUGCCAAUGUCAUUGGAUUUUUCUGUCUUUGAAUCCAGACCACCUAUUAGACCAACAAUUAACAGUGCCGACAGGUCACACCUAAAGAGGAAAUUGGAUCUUGAAUUCCAACUCCCUGAAGAAGAGUAAUUUAACAUAUACACCUCUUGACGGGUUUUCUGUUCUUCCGAGGGAGCAGCUAUUGCUUUAUAAGGAGAAUGCAGACCUCAGUGGAAGUAGCUGAUCAACAUAAUAUCUUAUUGAAGGCAGUGCCUACAAAAUUGUAAAGAGAGAAAGUAACCCUCUUUUGUGAUCCAUGGUGAAGUGUACACUAGCACCUGCAUGCGCAAUUUUGAAGAUGUUGCCAAUAAUGAAUUUAUGGUUAAUGAGAGUGCAGUGAAUUGGGAUAAUAGAUUUCACACCUCUGGCAUUUUUUUUUUUUUACUUUGAGUUGAGACAGACCUGGUGUUCGGGCAAUGCUUGUUAUAAAGUAAAUUGAACAGCUUUUAUAACAACAAUAAGGAUUAUCCCCAUGAUUUGUUUGAUUC
Diospyros lotus (date-plum) is the source of this 1824-nucleotide messenger RNA. RefSeq names its product cyclin-dependent kinase D-3. Gene Ontology annotation, cellular component: nucleus; transcription factor TFIIK complex; transcription factor TFIIH holo complex. Bases 167 to 1426 code for a protein of 419 amino acids. Gene Ontology annotation, biological process: protein phosphorylation; positive regulation of transcription by RNA polymerase II. Gene Ontology annotation, molecular function: ATP binding; RNA polymerase II CTD heptapeptide repeat kinase activity; cyclin-dependent protein serine/threonine kinase activity. NCBI's taxonomy places the organism in Eukaryota, Viridiplantae, Streptophyta, Magnoliopsida, Ericales, Ebenaceae. The transcript is spliced from 8 exons. The record is from RefSeq and is a predicted model, not a curated record.